This is a messenger RNA of Zea mays, 1194 nucleotides long. NCBI's taxonomy places the organism in Eukaryota, Viridiplantae, Streptophyta, Magnoliopsida, Poales, Poaceae. The record is from RefSeq and is a predicted model, not a curated record.
AUUGGCGCCGAACUAUGACCUAUUUUUUAAAAUAAAAUUUAAGGUUAGAUAUUUGUGAAAAUAAAUCAGGAAAAUAGCUAAAUUACAAAAUAAAAAAAAGUUGGCCCCUCUGCUGUAUCCCUUCCCCUAUCUGCAGCAGAGCAGUUCCUUUCUUGCUCUCCUCCGCUAGUCCGGUACCCUCUCGACCUCGGCGUCCCACCGAAGACGACCUCACGCGGAGCUGGGAAUAUUCCUUCGCCUCCGUGCUCCCUUUAGCACCAACUGUCACGGCCGCUUCCAGCACGCAUCAUUCUCGUCUCCCGUCUCGAGAGAUUGCAGGGGGCGGCGCUCGAAGCUGGAGGAAGCGGACGGGUUCGCGAUGGGGUCCGAGGGAUCCUCGGGUCCGGUCGUCGUUCCCAGAAACUUUAGGCUGCUAGAAGAACUAGAACGUGGUGAGAAGGGCAUUGGUGAUGGAACUGUGAGCUAUGGGAUGGAUGAUGCUGAUGACAUAUAUAUGCGGUCCUGGACAGGAACUAUCAUUGGUCCUCCCAAUACUGUUCACGAGGGACGAAUCUACCAAUUAAAGCUGUUUUGUGAUACGGAUUAUCCAGAUAAACCACCGACAGUCCGAUUCCAGACUCGGAUCAAUAUGACAUGCGUGAACCAAGAAACUGGAUUGGUUGAACCAAGUCUAUUUCCUAUGCUUGGCAAGUGGGAAAGGGAACAUACAAUGGAGGACAUCCUGAGCAGCUUAAAAAGGGAGAUGUCAACUCCUCAGAACCGCAGGCUGUACCAACCUCAUGAAGAAGCUGGCAAGGUGGCUAGAUACAGGAACCAGAUGAGCAUGGCCGUCAGCGAUCUUCUGCAUUAUGCGCUGUAGUUAAUAUUAAUUAGUUAACUUUGAGGUAAUGAAGAUCAAAGAGUAGAGCAGAAAGGGCUGUCCCUUAGAUGUGCCGUCAUGUAAUAAUGUACAUUUGAAUUGAGCAGCGAGAUGCCGAGCUUGAGCGAACCCUCUCAGGGCAUGUUUAGGAACAAUCCCGUUCAAUUGCCUUGCUUCCAAACAAGCCCUGUAUUAAAUCCUCCUGUAGCUCACCUUAUUCAUGCCGCCAUCGCAAUAAAGUGUCGAUGAAACUGUUAAAUUGACUGCACACCAUGUAACAUGCAACCGAUUCGAUUUCUGUGAAGGACAACGUGUUCAGUGUCGGCUGUUCCACA